Messenger RNA from Trichechus manatus latirostris (Florida manatee), 3836 nucleotides. It is a transcript of the gene ACSL1, whose product is annotated as acyl-CoA synthetase long chain family member 1. The transcript is spliced from 20 exons. Bases 32 to 2128 code for a protein of 698 amino acids. Gene Ontology annotation, biological process: long-chain fatty acid metabolic process. Lineage: Eukaryota; Metazoa; Chordata; Mammalia; Sirenia; Trichechidae. Gene Ontology annotation, cellular component: endoplasmic reticulum; membrane. Gene Ontology annotation, molecular function: long-chain fatty acid-CoA ligase activity. The record is from RefSeq and is a predicted model, not a curated record.
AUUCAGCUUCGAGAUCCACCAACCCAGGACAAUGGAAGUCCAUGAGUUGUUGCGGUAUUUUCGAAUGCCAGAGCUGGUUGACUUCCGACAGUACGUCCGCAGUCUUCCAACCAACACGCUGGUGGGCUUCGGAGCUUUUGCAGUGCUCACCACGUUCUGGUAUGCCACAAGACCCAAAGCCCUGAAACCACCGUGUGACCUCUCUAUGCAGUCGGUGGAAGUGGCGGGUAGUGAUGGUGCUCGAAGAUCCGCGCUGCUUGAUAGCGAUGAGCCCUUGGUGUAUUUCUAUGAUGAUGUCAGAACCUUGUAUGACUGCUUCCAGAGGGGUAUACAGGUGUCAGAUAAUGGGCCUUGUUUAGGCUCUCGGAAACCAGACCAACCCUAUGAAUGGCUUUCCUACAAGGAGGUUGCAGAAUUGUCAGAAUGUGUGGGCUCGGCGCUGAUCCAGAAGGGCUUCAAGACCUCCCCAGAUCAGUUCAUUGGCAUCUUUGCUCAAAACAGACCUGAGUGGGUGAUUAUUGAACAGGGGUGCUUUGCUUAUUCCAUGGUGGUGGUUCCACUUUAUGAUACCCUUGGAUCAGAAGCAGUCCCAUACAUAAUUAACAAAGCUGAACUCUCUCUGGUGUUUGUUGACAAGGCAGAGAAGGCCAAUUUCUUAUUAGAUUGUGUAGAGAAUAAGUUAAUACCAGGCCUUAAAAUCAUAGUUGUCAUGGAGUCUUACGGCAGUGAUGUGGUGGAACGUGGCAAGAAGUGUGGGGUGGAAAUCAUCAGCAUGAAAGCACUGCAGAAUCUGGGAAGAGCCAACAGACAGAAGCCCAAGCCCCCAGCACCUGAAGAUCUUGCAAUAAUUUGUUUCACCAGUGGAACUACAGGCAACCCCAAAGGAGCACUGAUCACCCAUCAAAAUAUAAUGUGUGAUUGCUCAGCUUUUGUGAAAAUAACAGAGAAUACAGUCACUCCUUGCCCAGAUGAUACUUUAAUUUCUUUCUUGCCUCUGGCCCAUAUGUUUGAGAGAGUUGUAGAGUGUGUGAUGCUGUGUCAUGGAGCUAAAAUAGGAUUUUUCCAAGGAGAUAUCAGGCUACUUAUGGAUGACCUCAAGGUGCUUCAACCCACUAUCUUUCCUGUCGUUCCCAGACUGCUGAACCGGAUGUUUGACCGAAUUUUUGCACAAGCAGACACCACACUGAAACGGUGGCUGCUGGACUUUGCCUCCAAGAGGAAAGAAGCAGAGCUUCGCAGCGGCAUCAUUAGAAACAACAGUCUGUGGGAUAAACUCAUCUUCCACAAAAUACAGUCGAGUCUGGGAGGAAAAGUCAGGAUGAUGGUGACAGGAGCUGCACCAGUGUCUGCUACGGUGCUGACGUUUCUGCGAGCGGCGCUUGGCUGUCAGUUUUACGAAGGCUACGGACAGACAGAGUGCACUGCCGGCUGCUGCCUGACUGUGCCUGGAGACUGGACAGCAGGCCAUGUUGGUGCCCCAAUGCCUUGCAAUUUAAUAAAACUUGUUGAUGUAGAAGAAAUGAAUUACAUGGCUGCCAAGGGCGAGGGUGAGGUGUGUGUGAAGGGGCCAAAUGUGUUUAAGGGCUACUUGAAGGACCCAGCAAAAACAGCAGAAGCUUUGGAUAAAGAUGGCUGGCUGCACACCGGGGACGUUGGGAAAUGGUUACCAAAUGGCACCUUGAAGAUUAUCGACAGGAAAAAGCACAUAUUUAAACUGGCACAAGGAGAAUACAUAGCCCCUGAAAAAAUUGAAACGAUCUACGUACGAAGUGAACCUGUUGCUCAGGUGUUUGUACACGGAGAAAGCUUGCAGUCAUUUCUUAUAGCAAUUGUGGUACCUGAUGUUGAGACAUUAUGUCCCUGGGCCAAAAAGAGAGGACUUGAAGGAUCCUUGGAAGAACUGUGCAGAAAUAAGGAUGUCAAAAAAGCUAUCCUGGAAGACAUGGUGAGACUUGGAAAGGAUUCUGGUCUGAAACCAUUUGAACAGAUCAAAGGCAUUGCCCUACACCUUGAAUUAUUUUCUGUCGACAAUGGCCUGCUGACUCCAACAAUGAAGGCUAAAAGACCAGAGUUACGGAAUUAUUUCAGGUCUCAGAUAGAGGAACUUUAUUCUACCAUCAAGGUCUAAUGUGAAGAAGAAAGCUUGGGAAAAAGAAAACCGCACACCUCCACAAUCUCUUCUUCUACUGAUGGCCUUUGGUUGGUAAUUUUGACUACAGCAAACACACGGAAGGAAACGUUAGUGUUGGACUUGUCCACUCGAGGUUCUUGUCAUUGGGCUGUUAGAGGAAACGGAACACUGCCUUAUGGUCACCUCAUGUUGCAGGCCAUGUUUAUAGUGAUAAACAAUUUCCAAAGUGAGCCUUAAAAAUUGUAAAGGGGAAACUGUAAAUGUGCUAAGUUAUUUGAGACUUCUUCAGUUAAAAAGGUGGGUGUUAAAACUUCUGUCUCUCUGUUUUGCUAACCAAGGGGUUAGGACUUUGCUGUUUCUGAGAUGUCUGCUACUUGCUGCAGAUUCUGCAGUUUUCUGCUGCUGUAAAGAGUACAGUGCCCUGGAGGGAAACUGUCCAGGCUGGAGAAUGUCAGAGUGGACCAGAGACUUUUUGAAUCCCUGCUCACUCCUUCCCAUCUCACACACACUCACACGUCCCUUCCCCAUCUCAUACACACUCACACGUCCCUUCUCAUUCCCUUCCCUUCCCAUAUCACACACAAUCACACGCCCCUUCUCAUUCCCUUCCCUUCCCAUCUCACACACAAUCACACUUUCCUUCUCUUCCCCAUCUCACGCAGACUCACACGUCCCUUCUGAUUCCCUUCCCUUCCUUCCCAUCUCACGUGCACUCACACGUCCCUUCUGAUGAAGGGUUUUGAAGUGCAUGCUGUUCUCUGCAGUCCCCCCUUGUUCUUUUUGGAGUGUAAGACCCACAGGAAACUGAAGGACAGCGCCAGUUCACAGCAGUGCAGAUGCUGAGUCUCAGAUGGAUAGAUGCUCACCAGAGCAGAUGGAUUCUCGCUCAUACCCCGUUCUCUAGACCUGGUUCCCUCCCUCCAUCCCUUCCCAAGGAUAAAUGAAAAAUCUGCCUUAGACUACAGUGAAGACAAGCAUUUCAGGAAGGAGAUAAUGACCUGGAUCAACCAUGCCCAACUGUGACGCCUGAGUAACUGUCCACUUCAUCUUCACUGCAGUAGUCACUCUGUGUUUGUAAUGGCCAACAGAUUUUUAAUGUGGUUUUCAUAUCAAAAAACGAUCAUCCUGUGAUUAACUUGCUUUUUUCCCCCCAAGAAUAAACUCUCAGGCAAAGCAUGUCUUUAAAAAUAAUAUUAAGGGAGUAGAUUUUCUUGGGUAUUUGUUGAAAUGGACAGUAAUACGCAAAUGUUCUUGUAUGAUAAUGCUACCUGAUUUCUAUGAAAUGUAUUUUACAAGCCAAAAUUCUAGGAUGUUGAAAUUUGGAAAAAUAAUUUCCUGGGAUUAACUUCUCAAGGGACUUUUUUAAAAGUUAAUUUGGGAAAUUAGCAGCCUUUCAUUUUACUGCAGGCUUUUGCCACGUUUGACUAAGUUGUCAUUUAUACAUUUAAAGCAGUUGUUCUUGGAUAUGAGAGAGUACAUAUAUUAAUCAAGCACAACAGGGUUUGCACUAAAGAAUUGUCAUUGUAAUAACACUAGCCUAACUUCAUAUGUUUAUUGUUAAUUGCAUAAAAAGUCAAUAAUUUGUCACAUUGGGGUUUUGAAUGUUUGCUUUACGUGUUGGCUAUUUCUAUGUUUUAUAAACCAAAACAGAAUUUCCAAAAACAAUGAAGGAAACCAAAAUAAAUAUUACUGCAUUUCAAGUGAG